This is a messenger RNA of Aspergillus steynii IBT 23096, 411 nucleotides long. RefSeq lists its product as uncharacterized. The record is from RefSeq and is a predicted model, not a curated record. Lineage: Eukaryota; Fungi; Ascomycota; Eurotiomycetes; Eurotiales; Aspergillaceae. The transcript has 2 exons. The coding region runs from base 1 to 411 and encodes 136 amino acids.
AUGCUUAUCACGCAGAUCCUGCGCCUGCAUGUGUCGGUAGGAAAGGCCAGAUUAGCCGCCCUACCUAGCGCCGACUUGAUGGUAUCGUUUGAAUUCAACAAAUACGGAAGUCACAAAGUUGUACGUCUGCGAGGUAGGGCGGAGUCUCACACGCACCUCUUCGCCAACAAGACCCAUCCAUAUGAUGAUGUCGAGAGAAUAAUCGCUCAUGCUAGGAAAAGCCCUAGGAAGUACCGUCAAUUUCUCAAGGGCAUUGAUAGCAUCCGCGUCUCCCACUGGGUGAAGAGCCAGCCACAUAUUCGAAUGGGCCUUGCCCCGGAGACCAAACAAUCAGGGACCACGGGAUGCUAUACACGAAACCCCAGAGCCAUGAACGAGCCUGAAAGGAACAGUCCAGGAAGCUUCCAGUAA